AUGGCCUUCUUUGCCUAUCCCUGUGAUAAUGUCCCCCCCGUCUCAAAAGAAGAGUUCAGCUUGUUUCACACCAUCGACCGCAAGCUCUUCACGCGAUUGGUCUUCGGCCUCGGCCGUGACCCCGCCGAGUCGGCCCAAGUCAUGGCGCUGUGGAUGUGGUUGGAGCACAAUGGGAAGGAGUUUAACUUUGUUUACAAGACACUGAUGACUCUACCCAACACGCUUCUCAAUGCCAUGACCGAGGAGUCCGUUUUGGCUUUGAAGUGCAUUCAGAGCGAUGACUUCCCUCGUCCUAACCUUGACAUCACUACUGAUAUUCCUCUGCUCCAAGCAAUUAGCAAAAGUGGUGUCACCCUUAAAUUCUUCCAUGAUAAUCGAAUAGGGAUCAUGCGAGGCGUCUCUGUGCUGUUCAAAGACAUUUGCUUGAAAGCGUUUCAGGACUUGUUGCUUCAUCCUCACCAAGAGAGAAGAGUCGAUGCUAAUGUGUACAAUCCAACAAUGGGUGCUAUUGCUCCACAGGUUUGGAAUCCGGCAAUCAGUGGUGCAAGUCUUCGGAAUUUGGGUGGCGGUUUUGAUCCUUAUGACCUUUCAGUUCAGCGCGAGAUUUUGAACAAGGAAAUGGAGGAGGUUUUGAGCCGUUUGACUUUGAAUGACGAUGAAGAUGAUGGCCGUGGUGAAGAUCAAGAAGUUGAGCCCCAUGAGAGGACUAUUUUCUUGACAUUUUCUAAAGGGUACCCCAUUUCUGAAAAUGAAAUAAGAGAAUUUAUCACUAAAAAAUUUGGGGAUGUUAUUGAAGCGAUCUAUAUGCAAGAAGUCCUUUCUCAGCAACCAUUGUAUGCCCGGCUUGUGGUUCGUUCUGCUUCCUCCAUUCCGGUGGUUCUUGAGGGCCAAAACAAGGCCAAAUUCACCAUUAAAGGCAAGCAUGUUUGGGCGAGGAAAUAUGUGCACAAGACUCAAACAACUUCACCAUAA
Molecule: messenger RNA, 972 nt
Organism: Rosa rugosa (rugosa rose)
Lineage: Eukaryota; Viridiplantae; Streptophyta; Magnoliopsida; Rosales; Rosaceae
Exons: 2
Coding region: 1-972 (323 amino acids)
Source: RefSeq, a predicted model, not a curated record